Molecule: messenger RNA, 1562 nt
Organism: Coccinella septempunctata (seven-spotted ladybird)
Lineage: Eukaryota; Metazoa; Arthropoda; Insecta; Coleoptera; Coccinellidae
Gene: nclb
Product: periodic tryptophan protein 1 homolog
Exons: 7
Coding region: 90-1421 (443 amino acids)
Biological process (GO): rRNA processing
Cellular component (GO): nucleus
Molecular function (GO): protein binding
Source: RefSeq, a predicted model, not a curated record
GCACGUGCUUAUUGAGGUUAUGUCAAAUUGAAAGUUGGUGACUAGUUGAGUUGUUAAAACACGAAAACAGUAUAAUUUUUAAUUUUAAUAUGGAAAGUUCAGGUAGAAUAAAUUUCGUAUCCUGUGUAAAAUGGAUAGAGAAAGGAAAAGCUCGCACAGAGCCCCUGAAAAUAAAAAUUUCAAAAGAGGAAUUGGUGGAGAUGAUAAAGAACACCCAAGAAGAAUUGAAUCUAACGAGAAGUGAUGAAAGGGAAGAGGAUGAUACACAAGAAGGGGAUGUCAAUAUGGACAAUUAUGAGGAAGAAAGCGAUAAUUCGAACCUUCCAAGCCUUGCUUCAAUCAGGGAAUUAUCUACUAACCCCCAAGAUUAUCUUAGUGAUUCUGAGGAAUCUGAUAAAGAAGAUGAUAUGAUUAAAAACAACGAUAAUUUGAUACUUCUUGGUCGUUUUGAUGGAGAUGCUUGUAUGUUAGAAGUGCAUGUUUAUAAUGAAGAAGAAGUCUCUUUUUAUUGUCACCACGACUUCUUAUUACCAAGCUUUCCAGUUUGCUUUGAAUGGUUAAACUAUGAAGCAAACAGCCCCUUGGGCAACUAUGUAGCCGUUGGCAUGAUGGAACCAAUAAUUGAGAUUUAUAAUUUGGACAUAAUCAAUGUAAUGAAGCCUUCUUAUAAAUUAGGUCAGAAGGCAAAUCGAAAAAGAGGAAGACCUCAAAUGGGUCACACAAGUUCUGUACUUUCACUGGCUUGGAACAGAACAUAUGAUCAUGUUCUAGCCAGUGGUUCGUCUGAUAAGAGCAUUAUUUUGUGGGAUUUGGAAAAGAAAGAACCAAGCACCACAAUUAAUGCGUUUGAAGGGGAUGUGCAGUGUCUUGAUUGGCACAAGGUAGAAACACAGUCGUUAUUGGCAGGUGGUUGCGACUGCCAAGUUAAACUGUUCGACUGUAACAGCCCAGAUAGUCAUUUAACCUGGAAAUUAGAUGGGGAAUGUGAAACUCUUAAUUGGCAUCCACUUCAGCCCUACAUGUUUAUGGCUGGUACCAAUAUAGGAUCCUUACAAUGUUUUGAUUGUAGGAAAGGUCCUUUGUGGUCUUUAUCGGCUCAUGACAAAGAACUUAGUGGGGUUUUCAUCAGUGGGGAAUGCCCAGGGUUAUUGGUGACGGGUUCUCAUGACGGUAUGGUUAAAACUUGGGAUUACAGUGGCGAGAAUAUUCCAGAAUUAGUGCAUACUAAAGAUUUCAAUUUGGGGACCAUACUUUCUCUAGAAGGUUCACCAAAUUGUCCUUUUGUUAUUGCUGCUGGCGGUGACAACAAAGAUGGCAAUUUCAUAGUAUAUGAUGUCCGAAAUAUUGACGUUGUGAAACACAAGUUUGAGAACAGGGAGGUGAAAAGGCUUGAUCCGUCCACGUCCUCGGAGCAGAAGUAAUUAAAGUGUAAUUAGUGUGACUAAUUAACUGAGGGCAUUGAUUUGCGGCCUAAGUGAUCUUAGUCUGUGACAGUGGAGAAGUUUUUGAUGAAAGACAGUUGUAUAUUAUUUGUUAGCUCCUAAAUAAAUAUAAAUAAUUUA